Molecule: messenger RNA, 1409 nt
Organism: Lucilia sericata (common green bottle fly)
Lineage: Eukaryota; Metazoa; Arthropoda; Insecta; Diptera; Calliphoridae
Exons: 2
Coding region: 260-595 (111 amino acids)
Source: RefSeq, a predicted model, not a curated record
CAAAAUUAAUAUAGUUUAAUAGCGGAUCGCCAAGUAUGCGUAAAGAGCAUAUUUGCCUAGAAGAGUCAGAUUUAUGAGUAAUUACAAAGUGAUGAAAAGGGUGGAUUUACCCGCACCAUCAAACCAUACACUGAAAAUUAACUAAAAUAAUAAUUUUAUAAUUGCUUUUUGAAAUUGAAAUAAAAAGAAAUUGGACUUUUUUGUUUUUUCUUUAGUUUAUUUCGAUAUUUUUUAAAUUAUUUAUGUAAAAUAAAUAAAAAUGGAUAUAAAAACAUUAUUAUUAAAAUCCUUAUCAUCGAAAAAACCAAUUAGAGCCAGUCGCCGUAUUUACAUAGGAAAAUUGUGUUUUAUUAUAAAAUAUGUGAUAAAAGGAAAAAUGUUGUCUAUCAAAAGUAUAAAAACACCCAAUUGCAAAAUCAAAACUUGGGCCGAACGUAUAAAACAUUAUCGUACUAAUUAUAAAAGAUACCGCAAAAAGAAAAACAAAAUGGAAGGAAAUUUAGCAACAUCGAAAGAUAUAAAUUACGAAGAUAAAGCAACAUCUACUAUAGAAAUUCCAAGAGAUACAAAGCAAUACAAACCGAAAUUUCGCUAAAGCCUUUAAUAACAAAAACAAAAUCAACACAAAGUGAAAUGUUAGCGAUUACUACUACAUCAGCUCAACAAACUAUAGCCUCGGCUAUAUAUAAUAGAAAAGCUAGAAACCAGCAACUUAUAUCUAACUUAGGAACCUGUUCAAAAACUUGUCAAACGGAUUCAGUUGUUUGUGAAUGCCGAGGAAUCCAAUGCAAAAGAUUAAACCAGGUGAAAUCCACCAACACUGAUGACAAUACUAGAAACUCUAAUACUCAAACGGAUUUGUUUAUUGAUAUGAUAAAUUCGGAAAAAAUCAUGUGAACCUUUAUGUUGGAGAUCGUCGGCCAAAGAUUUUGAUGUUGUUAUUUAUAUGUUAAAUGAAAUUGGUGAAAUAGUGAUCAAUCAAAAUCAAUUAUUAAGUGGUAAUGCGGAAAUGAUAAAAGGAAUAGUGGAAAGAAACUCGCUGGCAGAUUCUGAAACGUUAAAGGACGAUAGUAGGUAAGUGGGUCUAAGAAUUUAAGCAUAAAUACGAUAUGAAUUUAAUUUAAUGUUUACAAUGACUGAAUUUAUUUAAAAUUUAAUCACUUUUGAGAAAAUCGUUCACAUUUUUUAAUUUUAGAAAAAUCGUUUUUUAAUUAAUAAUAAAAAUUUUAAUAAAAAUCCAAAAAUACAUAUUUUCAAUAAAAAUUCAUAUUUUUAAUGAAAAUUCAUAUUUUUAAUGAAAGUUUGUAUUUUUAAUCAAAACUACAAUUUUCCAUGAUAAUUCAGAUUUUAAAAAGUUAAAUUUUUUUGAAAAAUCUACUUUUUAAUGAAAACUAUAUAAAAUUUUUUUA